Perca fluviatilis (European perch) is the source of this 8900-nucleotide messenger RNA. RefSeq names its product fibroblast growth factor 11b (gene fgf11b). Lineage: Eukaryota; Metazoa; Chordata; Actinopteri; Perciformes; Percidae. Gene Ontology annotation, molecular function: growth factor activity; fibroblast growth factor receptor binding. The coding region runs from base 824 to 1567 and encodes 247 amino acids. The transcript has 5 exons. Gene Ontology annotation, biological process: positive regulation of gene expression; positive regulation of cell population proliferation; positive regulation of protein phosphorylation. Gene Ontology annotation, cellular component: cytoplasm. The record is from RefSeq and is a predicted model, not a curated record.
UGUGGGAAAGGAGCGUGCCAUCGGAGGCAGAAGAGGAAUGUCUGUCUGUCUGUGUCCAUGUCUCUGCUCUGUUCCUGGCUUCAUUCCUACAAAGAGCGUCAAUGUCCCGCCUGCUGUUCUACCUCUGGAUUUAAGUCGGCUGGAUUACCGCUUGGACUCUCAGCUCAUUAUUCCAUGCUGCCUCAUUUAAAUGGGAGGCAAAGUUGGACUUGCGUGGACUGCACAUAUGGUGACAAACAGUUUGAUUUUUUUCGCGCUUUUAAGAGAUUCCUAGCAUACAAAAUGAUUUCACUUUUCUUCAGUAAAAGUGUUUUUAUAUGUAAAAUAAUUUGAGCUUCUUCUCUUUGGUGUUGUCUAGUCAAAGUAGGUUAGUUAUUUUGCAACAUAAUAUUUUGAACUUGGCUGUUGAGGCGCAUUUUACUGUGAAAGAUGAGUGGGGAAGAGGGGUAGAAAUAUGUCUCCAUCUUCACCUUUUUAAAAGUCAUUCACUCUAACCUUGGUCUUUCUGUUAUUGCUUAAACCGAAAAUGUGACUGUGGCACUUUUUCAUGUGCUCUGUUAGUGUCAGAUUUGAAUUUUUUGUCAGUGGAGGCUUUACAUUGGACUGCAGGUGAACUUGCAUCUCUUCCAGUUCUUUCCUCUCCAAGGGAACCCUCAAACUAAACUCUUCCCUGUUAACCCACUUAGACGCCUGAUCUCCCCUGUGGGGGCUUCUCUUAACCAUCUGUCCUACUCUAGUUUUUUUGAGGAAAGCAAAAGACAAACCAGAAAAGGGGGUACUGGGAAGGAAGACACCCCCCUCCCAAAGGUGAGAGGGGGGGAAGAUGGCAGCUCUCGCCAGCUCUCUCAUUAGACAGAAACGGGCGGUCAAGGAGGAACAAGGCAACCGACCGAUAGCCAACAAGCGCAAGCCCUGUCCUAAGAGCAACAAGUCCUUGUGCCAGAAACAGAUCCUGGUCCUGAUCUCCAAAGUACGACUAUGCGGGGGUCGAAAAAGUCGAAACGAGAAAAGACCGGAGCCACAGCUGAAAGGCAUUGUUACUCGGCUAUACAGCCAACAUGGAUACUACCUGCAGAUGCAGCCUGACGGCACCAUGGACAGCACAAGGGAUGAAAGCAGCUCAUUUUCACAGUUCAAUUUAAUACCGGUGGGACUGCGGAUUGUGGCAAUCCAGGGGGCAAAGACAGGAUUAUACCUUGCCAUGAAUAGUGAAGGAUACCUCUAUACCUCGGAGCACUUCACUCCGGAGUGUAAGUUCAAGGAGAGUGUGUUUGAGAACUACUACGUUACAUACUCCUCCAUGCUCUAUCGCCAGACCCAGUCUGGCCGCUCCUGGUAUAUUGGUAUCAACCGUGACGGCCAGGUCAUGAAGGGCAACCGUGUAAAGAAGACCAAAGGAGCUGCACACUUCCUGCCUAAAGUUAUAGAGGUUGCGAUGUAUAAGGAGCCGUCGCUACACGAGCUCGCCGCUGAACCGGUGAGUCCUCCUCGGAAGACAGUGAAGACGUCAGAUUCGCCGUCCCUGAAGAAUGGACGGAAAGAAGCUCCCAAGGCUGAUGCAUCAUAGCACAGGAGACUGAGGGUGGGACAAAGGGGCAGCAGUGACACUGGGAACACAGUCACCCAUUAUGCACUGAGGGUGGCUGUGGGAAUGGCCCUCACCGGCCACCAUAUUCCAGAAGUGCACUACAUGAUGCUGAGGGAUAAAGGGUCAGCACUCCAUCCAGUAGCCAAGAAGGCCUGAGAGAAGAGUCCCCGCCCCCUCCCCCCCUCACCUGUCCCCGCAGAAAGGGAGCCCAAGGCCUGAGCCAGAACUACUAGUACCCCCCAUCCCCCACCGUUUGUCUCUUUCUCUGCCCCUCCUGUGACUUCCUAAUGCACAGUCUCCUUCAUUUCUCUAUCGUGCUCUAGCUUCUUUGUCCCACCGACAAUUUCAUCUUUUUCUCACAUGCCUACCAACCGCCUGCUCUAUUGUACAGUAUAUUCACCACUCACGCAAUUCCAGCGCUGACUCGGCAUCACAAUCCCCACCCAUGGGCCCCCUCUUGAGCCCUAAAGUUGGUGACAGCGUGGCUCAGCCAGCUUUCCACCCACCAUCUGCCGACCAGCUAAGCUAAUCACAGAGGGCAACAAAAGCUCAAAGUGGGAUGAAACAGCUCAGAGAGGAAAGAUAUCCGCAGGGAUCCCGGAUCGGGUCAGGUCAGCUGAGCGAGAUGAGGGUGUGUGGACAAAAUAACAGCUGCAUUUAAAAAAGGGAGUUCAUGGCAUUAAAACUAUUUUUUUGUUUUUCUUGUUUGAAUAUUUCAACCAAUCCUGUGAUUGAAAAAUGGGAAUUCGUGACAGCCCAGAUAGAAAUGCACUGUGGUACAAAAACUCGGGCUGUAGAUGAUGAUUAAGAUGAAAGCAAUGCUCAAAACAUAGGAUCAAAACAAUUGCAAAGUGGUGAUGAUAAUGUUAAAAAAUAAUGGUGAUGCUCAUGAUACUGACAAGAUCAGGAUUUCAGAAUUCCAGGAGACGUAUAUAAUAGAAAAUGUAUUAAGCUCACAAGAGAGGCACUGCUUGAAUAAGUGUCAUUUAAAAAAAUAAAAUAAAGUCCCCAUUCUUCCUGGGAAAGGUGAGCCAUAAAAUAGAACAUUAACCAUGGUUUUACUCCAGACUUCUAAACACUUGAGCAAUAUUUGUACAAAUAAGCCAGAAGAUCAUUCUCAGUGAAGAAAAAAAGAAACAAAGUGUGUGUGUGUGUGUUUGUGAAUGAGUGAGAGUGAGCCUCUUUCCAGCCUCCCUUCUCUACCAGGUGACCAUGUGUUAUUAUUGCACUAGCUCGUUUAAGGCUACAAAUGGGUCAUGUUUUAAAUCCAUGGUGGAUCUGAACUCGGUCACCUGAAAAAAGAAACCAUAGUGUCUACUUCACUCAGCAUCUGCUGUCAGCAUAAAGCCAGGUUUGAAGCCGAAAAAUCAAAGCCGGUGGAGCCUCUGAGCUGGAGCACUUGUUAUUCUGACGAUGUCUGGCAGCUUAUCCACUCACUAGCUUUAUCAAAUCACCUUGAAAAGAAUAUCCCUCAAAAAUGUAGUGUGUCUGAGUGAAUGUCUCGGUGCGAUUGUGUUUUAACCCCGAUGAGUUGAUGUCUUCUAUAGUAUGAAUGCACUGUGUGUGUGAAUGAGUGCCAGUACAGAGGAUAGAUGGAGAUACUUUGGGUAAACUCAACCAUGUCCUUCAGACAGGGCACGACAUUGUGUCUUUGAUGUGUCUGUGUCUGUGAAUAGGUGAUACUUGGGGGAACAUCCUUGAUUUGUAACAUUUUCACUGACUUCUGUACAAGUCGCAUACAUUUUAAAACAGCAGGGAGGAGGAUAUCUGGGCAACCUCAUGGGAACCGAAGCCACAGAAGGUACUUGAUUGAUUUAAUAUUCUCUUUGGAAGCAAUCACCUAAUGUUUUGGUUUGCACUGGGUCGCAUACAAUUUUAGAAAAGGCACGCAAUGACCUGAUAGCAGUUGAGGCUUCGAAAUGGAAGCUGUCAGGGUGUAGGUUGUUGUCACGUCAAUGCUGGCUGCUGUAUGGUGCUGUCUGCUCUGGUAACCCACUGAGGGGGGGAAAAUGUCACGACAAUGUUCAGUCAAAGGGAAUUUGCAUGGAUACCACCAACAAACACAGACAGCAGUAAGUCAGGAAGAGCAACGCUGGGAGUUGUGGAAGGCAACAAAAAGAAAAUGCUCAUUAUAUGGUCGCUAACAAUCACAGAUAAUCUCCAGGAGGUUUAAAGCAUUGGGAUGGUGUCUAAUUUUAAUGGUAACAUAAUGUGAAGCGGGGGUACAGAAUGUGAAACGGAGGCUUUAAGAAUGUUCUGAAUUGAGGGUGAGAGUAAGUCUGAAAUAGUGUGUUGAAUUGUAAAGAGGUCAGCGCAUGGAGGCAGUUAUUUAGAAAGAGUGAAGGAUUAGCAGGUGUAUUCUUGAGAAAUGUUGAUAAGGAAUUUCUGCGGUAAAGUAAGCAAGAUUCUUGGCAGGGUUUAAUGCGGCAUGUGGAUAUGAUAAUGAAUGUAAGACAAAGAGGCAUGUAAGGCACUGUGCGCUAUUUAUGACAGGAGGUCUAUGGAGGAAAUUAGUUGGAGAGCUUUGCAUAUUUUUCAAUAAGUCUUUAAUUUUCUGGGCUUUUCCACGGGGAAAUUCAUUCCGUUCAAAUUUGGAUAUUUUGUCCUUGUAGCAGAUUUUGCAUUGCAGACCUACAAAUCUCUAUUUUUGAAAAGCCAAUGUUCCCUCUCCCUGGUGAGUUUGUUACAGCCUAGAAUGGUUUCUCACUGUGCAUUACUAACUACUGUAUGAUGUCAAAGUUUGUGCACAGCAGGCAGUGUCCAAUGCUAUAGGCUUAUCUUAGCUGUCAGUGUUCAUACAGUUUUCACUAUUCAUGUAUUCCAUCUGGCAGCUUCUUAAUGCCAGUUCACAUUUCAAAGUUCUAAACCCGUUCUAUAUAAAUCUAAGUAUCGGGAGGUUAAAAGCAGUGAUUGAGUGACAGCAAAAUGCCAAAAUUGAAAUAGUGGAAUUGUCUUUCUCUUACAGUAGGGCUGCAACUCAUAAUUUCACUAUCAAUUAAUCUGCUGAUAGUUCUUUUGAUUAUUUUACAGAAAAUGGUGACAAAUGCCUGUUAUAGUUUCUCACAUCACAGAUGGACAUCUUCAAAUGUUUUAUUUGUCCGCCUGGGAGUCAAAAGCCCAUAGAUAUCAAGUUCACGAUGAUAAGAAAACGAAAAGUGUCGAAUCAUCACAUUCGUGAAGCUGCAACUGGCAAUUUCAUGGCGCAUUUGUGCUUGUAAAAUGACAAAAACGAUUAAUCGAUUAUCAAAAUUGUUGGCGAUUAAUUUUCUACCUAUUGACUUAUCGACUAAUUCUUGCAACUCUACUUUGCGGUGCAGCAAAGCAGAUAGAAAGUAAGUAAACUGGUAGAAUUAACCUUCAGCAUUAUUUAAAUGUCCCUUUGUCACCUUAUGGUGUUAAACAUCAAAGAGAUCCAAACCCUCCAUAGAUUUCUUUCCCAAAAAGCAACCAGUCCCUAAUAUCGACAUGCUAAAGAAUGCCACAGUAAGUUGUCUGACCGUGAUACUGCAAGUAGACAGACAGGAACAGAGAAUGUUAAUUAGUCCGAUGUCGAAUGUGAAGUAUUAGAAUGUAGUAGAAUGUAAGACAGAACAGUACGUUUUUACGCUGAAUGGGAAGUAAAGGAUGUCAAGAGGUUCAGAGACAAGUAAGUGCAAUGAACGUGAAAAGUUGCAAUGAAAGUGCAACAGAAAGUAGGAUUUUGGUCGUGGAGCUGUUUAGUGAAACUAGUUCCGCUCUUGAAUGUAAAAGUUAUAGGAGAAUAUGGUCACAAGGAUGAUAGAAAAAGCAAGCCAUAGAGUAGCAGAGGUAUUAAGAAGAUAUUUGAUAUUGUAGUUUGAAGUCAGAAAGUGUUAUAUAUGUGUGAAUAAAUGUAUUUUGAAAGGCUAACAACGAGGUGGUAACAUGGAAAAUAAAAAAUACCGAUAUAGUUUAUGUGCCCAUGCAUGAGGUUUAAAGUCGUAAUCCCUUUUCCUACACAUCGUUCCUUAACCAGAGCCUACAUCUACAGCUCAUUGACUUUCUUUUCAACACUAUAUUGCCUGUGUAGGUGUAGCUAUACUUACAGUGUGUUUAUCAAGUCUGUGUGUGUGGUGUGUGUGUGUGUCUGUGUGUGCAUCUAUGAUUAAGAGUAAGGUAAGACAAGACAGAGAGGCAAGGAGAAAAGAAAGGGCAUGAGAUUGAAACAAUGAUCGAUAGACUCAAUAAAACACAAACGAGAGAACAGCCACCCUGCAAUGGGUGCAACAAAAAAAAUUCCCCCAAGGUCUGCCAGAGACAGCAAAAUCCAUUUGCUCAUAAUGAACUCGGAGGUCUGUUGUUUGAUUUCUACCUGUAAACUCAACAAAGAACCCAGCUGGACGACAACAAAUGGAGUUUUUCCUCAGGGCCUCUACACUGGGCCUGACAAACAGUUCCCUCUUGUUUGAAACAGUGUGAGCAUCAGCAGCCAUACUAUACUUUUGAGACACAUAUCCGCUAAAGGUAGUUCAGGUGCAUAACCAGGUCCCUAAACUUGGCUUACUAAAAGACUAAGUUAUUGGAGAACUGGAGGAACAUUGCACCUUACAAGCAGUGGGCAUCGCUUGAAGCAUUUUAAAGUGAACUCGCUGUCUUAGAAGGGUCUUAAGAGAUUAUAACAAACAAACAAACAGGGCACCCCCCCACACUUUAUGAGUUAGUGUGAAUAACAGGCAAUAAUGAAUAUUAAACUGCAGCUUAGCCAUCACCAAUGUUUGAUCAGUGCAGUAGAGAUUUAAAGCUUUCAUUGCACUAGGGACACUUUUUGGAACAACCCUUGGUAACAUUUGAUUUAAAGUGUAUUACAAAGAACCAACAGGGCUUUUUCAUUACACUGAAUGCAGUAUAACAAUACCAUGUUACGGUAGCAUUAAUCCACAUGUACAACAUGAGACUAUUAAGAGCUAUGCAUCUUUUGAUUUAACAAUUUCACAAAGUCUGUGUGUAGGAUUUGAUCACUUUUUUUUUUUUUACUUUUCUUUACUUUUUUUUAACCAAAGUGGCAAAAAAUUUAAAAUGUCAAAUGAUGCUCUGGUCCUUUUGUGAAUUACCAAAAAAUCCUCAGAAUGAUUCAACUUAAAAGCAGACCAUUCCAAUAAUAUAUUCUCAUACAUAUAAGUAUCUUAUGAUUGCAGUUAUUUUCAGUCGGUGUCAGUGCAUUGUCCCAAAUGCUGCCGCCAACAUGUUUCUAACCAAUGUAUACUGAAAUGUGUACCAUGAAAUUUGUCAAUGUAUAGGGACAUUCUGUGUAUAACUGGCUCCCUCUAAUGGAAGCAGUUGGUUGCUAAAAGGACACUGUUUAUGAAGGACACAGAAGAAGAAGAAACACAGUAUGGUUUCAAGGCAUAAUUUCUGCACAUCAAUCCAAUCGCACUCAAAGCUGCUUUACUUUACAGAUAUGAGGCUCACGUUUUCACAGAGAAUUUAACUGUACUGCUUUACUGUUUGAUUUCCUACAAUUUUUAAGGAGGUUUGGUUGUUUACAUCAUGCUGUAAUGUGUUGAUAAUGCACGCAAUGUCUUCCUAAUGUGGUUAUGAUGCCUUGUUAUGCUUCAUGUGCAACACUUCCAAAUGCAACAGCUCCGUACACUUGAUUGGUGCUCUCCUAUUGAAUCAUUAUUCAUUAAAUCUAAAAUGUCACUGCUAGUUACUGAUGGUACACGACAGUAUUCCGUACACAAUCAUUUUACGCAGUAAAUACAUGAUACUAAAUUUGAUAAACAAAAUUCUGCUUAGCAAUAUGAAACCCUGUUUCUUUUCUUGAAAAACCCAAGCGGGGUUAGAACCUGUGGAUCAAAUUUUUUUGGAACUGUUUGAAUUACCCAAACCCCAUCAAAAAAAUAAAAGAUGAAUCAGCCCAUACAUUUAGAGUACUAAAUGGAUGUCUGCCAUGCUCACUGUUCCUAAGUAUUAAAUAUUGAAAGCAUGACACUGCAACAAGGUUGAACCUUGGCUGCAACACCGUGUUUGAAGAUCUCUAAUUAAAUAAGCAUUCCUAUUUAAGGGCACAACCUAGAAGCCAUUUAUUUUGUACUUGAGUUUUAAUGAUGCUGCAGCAUCAUAUUCAUCCUGUUUAAGUGAGUGGCCUCUUUGAGGAAUGCUAAAAAUAUGAUGGAUGUAAAAUGUUCCCCUUGUAGCAGAAUGCUUCCAGACAACUAAACCUGUCCGGAUGGCCUAAAUGUACGGAAUGCUGCCAGUUUACAUGUAUGUCGUGUCAAUAAUACAAGUAGUGUAUAUCUGAUGUACUAUGUUAGGUCUAUUCUUUUCAGAAGUGUAUGUAAGUAGUCGGUGUUGAUGAUUUUCUUAUCGUCUUUCAGUUGUUCUACCUUGCCAUGUUUCCUUUCUAAUGCAAACUCCUCAGAAGGAGAAAGAAUUGCUGUUGCUCUCCAAAUGUUCCUCCCUAUUUGGUGUGUUUUUGUCUUUGGUCGGCACGGUUGUAUCCACACUGACGUGUCCUCUGAGUGAACUUAACCCGGACUGAAUCCCACUGUGCGACUGAGUUGUGUGUUUAUGAAAGAUGCAAUGUAUUCAUGUGAAAACAGCAAGAAAACAACUCCUAAAGCCAACAUGUGUCCUGUCAUGCACAGCAAUGAGCUAGGUGGUCUCAGAGUUACGGUCACGCAAGUCUUCCAGGACGUUCCUACCACCUCUCUCUCUCUCUCCUACUCUUGUGGACUCUAGGUUUUACUCCAAUCUUCUUGUCUUCCAAAAAAAUGUCAAGAAAAAUAAAUAAAUAAAAACGAACAAAAAAAGCCAUAAAUAACAAUGGGCCUUGGCACUGAUUAGCCACAGAGAGAAGGCCUGAAUCCUCAGGCACCUCCCGAGUCACAAGGGAUUCAGACACAUGUUGGGACUACUCACAAUAAGAGCCAAAGUGGCACCUACGCACUGUUUUUUUUUAACCACUUCAGAAAACAGUAAACAGGAAUGAAGACCAGCAAUAUGCAAUGAGAACUACCAGCCUGCACUCAAGGAAGGGAAACAAAUUCAACAGGCUAACUAAAAUCAGGAUUUGCAGGCUACAAAGGCGAUCAGUGGUCUGCAAUAAUAACUUCUAAUUGUCUAGACUGACUUGGGAAUUUGUUUUUGCAAAGCAUGCAUUCAUCACUGUUCUUUGGCUCAUUAGGGAUGGCUCCCUCUCAGCAUCUACGGACACAAGCCCUCGAUUCACCCUCUCUCCAUGUUUGCCAUCAGACCUGUGUACAUUUCUACAAUAACUCCUACAUGAAUUGAAAGGAGAUGUCUUAUUCUGGAAUAUUAUUCAAUAAAAUAACAUAUAUUUGUAUGAUUGUAA